CCAAAGAUUGGAUUAAACGAAAAGAAAAACCAUAAAAUAAGAGUAUUUCACAAACCAAAGGAAGAACGACGCCAUUUGACUUCCAAUCCAAUUCCUUACAGCGGGUCAACCCGGCGAGUAUAUACAACCUAAUUUUCUCAUCGAGUCAGGAUCAAAGUGGACCAACGUAAAUGUACAACCCAUUUUUCUCAUUGAAUCAGGGUCAAAAUUACCCAACUUGUUGUAAGCAAGAUAGGGCAAAAAAUGGCCCAAACCCCACCUUUAACAAUGACAAAUAUUUACCCUCUUCUAUAUGGGCUAAUUCUUUUCGUCGUGCCCUCUUCUUUCGGCGGUAAAACCGGUCAAGCCACCUUUUCUAUGUGAAUGCAUACUGCAACACAUGUUACACAUCAACAGACUUUCUGUGGAGCAUAAUCUAAAACCAGUGAUUCAGAUCUAAUUCUUGAUUGAUAAAGGCAAAUGGAUUGAUUCUAAGAAAAGGUAGAUCCAGCCAGCAUCUCCAAGUUUUGAUCUAUAGGAGCUAUCGUCUGCCUACUUAUAGAUGUUUUGGGCAUUGUGGUUCAUCUUGGGGGUGUAGCUCAUAUGGUAGAGCGCUCGCUUCGCAUGCGAGAGGCACAGGGUUCGAUUCCCUGCACCUCCAUCCUAUUUUACUUUUAUUUUGUCAAACCGAACUCAUUCAUACGAAACUUGAUGUUUGCACAAGUCUGGAGUACCAUGUGUUAAACAAAUGCAGUCGUCGAAAGUGGAACAAAAGGUGUCACGGCCAUAGAAUGCUCUAAUACGGUGUCAUUGUUGAAGGUCAUAGAAAGCUCUAAUACAGUGUCAAGAACCAAUUGAUUUCAAUAACUAGAGUUGUUGAAAUAUAUUUAGUAUCAUAUCUUAAACCAUUUACUAACAAUCAAAAUCACUUUACUUUAUAUCAAACGGGCAACUUAAAUGAACAUCCUGUAUCGUGAAAAGAAUAGAGGCCAGAACCGGCAACCUUUAGUAUCAUAUCUUAAACCAUUCACCAAUACUUUAUAACAUAAUAAUAGAAGUCCUCAUUCCAAGUAGGGGUGUUCAAACGGUGUGGUUACCGUGGUAACCGUUUUAGCCGGUAGUAUUUGACUAAUUUGGUUUGGUUAAUUUGGAUAAUUGGUUUGGUUUGGUUCAAAAAUUUAGCUUGUUUGGUUUAGGUGGUUUGGUUUGAUUUCAGACACUCCUAAGUCCUAACCAAUCAAACCAAAUUAAUCAUUUAAGUAAUUAUCCAUAUAUCUAAUACACAUUAUAUACAAAUACUUAAUACUUGGCAUAACCACUCAACAGCCAAACAUUCCUUUUUUUUAGACUCAUCAAUAAUAAAGCUCAAUAUUGUUCUUAUACGGUGUAUUUGUAUUUGUAGAGUGCAUACUAUAAUAAUUAUAUUAGAUGAACGCCCAAUAUAUUAGAUGAAAACUUGAAAUGAAUGUCUUUUUCAACCUAUGAUAGUUGCUAAGAGAUCAUUUCAAUUCAUAAAAUCACAACAAUCAAUUAGCUCCAUACUAUUGACAUGUAUUUUUGUUAGGUGAAUACUUCUAUUGAUUGUAAGAUAAUUGUAUUAGUUGAAUACUCAAUGCCAUUCAUCAUAUAAAUUAUUCAUUGAUGCAUUAACAAAAAAAAUAUGACUUAAUGAUAAUGUUAUGUUAUAUUGGUUAAUCUUGUUAACCAAUUAAUCAAAUCGAUUAAACUUUAGUUUGGUUAAUUUGAUUGUUGUAUUAGUUUGGACGGUUUGAUAAUAAUAUUUUAUUCCAUGAUUACUAAAUUUUUUGUUGAUUUGAUAAUUAUUAUUAUUAUAACCAUCCAAACACCCCUAAUUCCACAUACUCAUACAAAACUUAACAUCAUCUCCACAAACACACGAAAAAAAAAAACACUAUUUAAUCCCUUACAUAUAUGUUUUCGCUAGUAUUCCCACAUACCCAGUUUUAGCCGCACUAAGUGGAUUUUUUCCCACGAAAUAUCACCAUUAAUUUUUUUUCAAAAAUACCACUUUUCCGAAAUUUUUUCAAAAUGUCACCAUUUUAUGAAAAUCACUGCAUGGGAAGGCGGUUUGUUCAUGAAACGCUUGGUACACAGGCAAUUUGUAUUCCAUCACAAACCACACCCUCUAUGGGUGGUUCUAUGAUUGACCAAGAUGAAGAUCGCUUUUUAAAAUGACGGUUCUUUAUCAGCAAAAAAAACCGCUUCCUUACCAGGUGGUUUGAGCUGACGACACAUGUACCGCUUGGUGGGGGGGUGGGGGGUGGGGGGGGGGGGGUUGCAUGUAGUCUCCAUCCCUCGACAGCGGACAUGUCGGCAUGCAGGGGGUUGCAGACGUGGGGUUGCAUGUCAGGUGAAAACCGCCUCUCCUCCAGCGGUUUUCAGUGUACAUUCUCCCUAUAAAAAGCAGCUCUGGAAACCUCAGCUCUUCACCUCUUUCCUUAUUCUUCUUCAAAUUUCUCAUUAGCACCCUACUUUUUUUUUGAGUUUUUGCGAUUAAUGUUACUUCGUAAGUUUGUUUUGUAUUACUAUUUAUUGUGAUUUUUUAUUUUUAUGAUAUUAAUUUAGUUACAAUUUUAUUUGCAUAUGACAUUCCAAAAGUCCACGCUUGUGUUACGGUGAAAUGGUGAUACCGUGAUAUGGAAGAGACGAAAAGGGGACACUAAAAGUUUGUAUUGUUGUAUUAUCCACCACAUCACAUCCCAUGGCUUGGCAUUUGUCAGUUGUCACCCUCAAACACCAACUUGCUCUCACUUUUUCUAAAACAAAACACAAUUAUAAACACCCAAUUUGUAUUAUUCUUAUCUAUUUAAUCUAUCCGUUCAAUAAUACUUUAAUUAUUGCUUUAUUUGUUGGGCACUAGUUUUCAACAACGACACUCUGCUAAAAACCAGAUCAUCCCUAACCCCUCGAGUUUAGAGACGAGGACCUGAUUUUUUUGCGAUAAUCUGGUUAACCGUACGAUUCUCACGAUGUGACUGUAUUAAUGUGGUAGUGUUUUUUUUUUUUUUUACAAAUUCCACGACGUGCAUUUUUUUAACCAUCGAAAAAUCUCAGACCACACAAAUUUGACCGGUGUCACCUUGUUGUGAGGGUAUUAGAUGAUUUUAUUAUUAACUGGGAAGGAAGGGGCAGUUUUUAGGUGCACCGGUAAAAAAAAAGAAAAAUAAACUUGCAAGUAACGCUUUGGGUGAUGUAACUCGGUGACCGUCGCUCAGUGGGUGAAAAAGAGCACGGUCACCGUCAAUUGCCGGCGACUGGACCCCACCGCCGUCCACCGACAUUCUCCCAUUUAUUCCGGUCACUGUCCGUACCGUCCCCGAUCAAAUAUAAAAUAUCACGAUUCAAAACAAAAUCCCUCCCAAUUUCCAUUUCUACCACUCUGAUCUUUCCCCGCUUCCUUCCGUCGGCCGACAGAGAGGAAGCCGCCGAUCCCGAAGCGCACUGCGGAAUUCUCCUUCCUUCUUCCGCCGCUGUCAAUCAACGAGCGACAUUUGCGUUUUUCAAGCCUAAGCCAGGCGGUCCUCUGCCAACUGCGGCGGUCAGUUUCUCUCUUUUCUCUCUCUCUCUGCCUUUUGCGCUGAACAGCCUUUUCCGGUUGUCGUUUUGUGCGGUUGCGAUCGCUGGUCCCCGUUUGUUUGUUUGUUUGUUUUUUUUUGCGCGGUUUUGUAUGACAGCGACGAGUUUCGUUCGUGGUGGUAGUGUAGAGGAAGAAUGAUUUUGGAGUGAGUUUUCGCUUUCGUUAAUCCGCUCGCUUGGCCUUCAGCGGAGAGCCUUGUUUCAUGGAGGUUUCUCGGUCACUUUCUUUUUUCAUGAACUAGCGUUUUAGCCCGGCCAAUGGCCGGGAGGUGUCUGCAUAUUACUUCGAGAAUAUUGCAUUUUUAUGAUUUCAAUACAGGUUUAUCAAAGUUUAAUUUAGGUAAACUAAUUUCUAAACUGACAUUUAUAUGAUAUUUUAUAUUUAAUAUAAGGAAUGCAUGUUUGCAAGCGAUGAUAUUAAACUCUUAAUCCAAAAAUAUUGUAUAUGUACUAAAUCUAUCGUGAACAUACCUUAAAAAUUCUCAUUCUUUAAUUAUCAUGUCAAUUUAUGAUGGUUAAACUCUUUAAUAUCGACCCAAUCUUUUGGGGAGGAUGUCUAUAAUUUUUUGUUUUAUUGUUUUAGUGAACUGGUUGUUUAUCAAGUUUCAAUGUAGCUUCUUAUGUAAGGAUUUGUUAACAAAUAUUCAAAUUUAUU
Messenger RNA from Linum trigynum, 4231 nucleotides. The record is from the annotation of a GenBank genome assembly. Lineage: Eukaryota; Viridiplantae; Streptophyta; Magnoliopsida; Malpighiales; Linaceae.